Molecule: messenger RNA, 539 nt
Organism: Penaeus vannamei (Pacific white shrimp)
Lineage: Eukaryota; Metazoa; Arthropoda; Malacostraca; Decapoda; Penaeidae
Product: pupal cuticle protein 20
Cellular component (GO): chitin-based extracellular matrix
Molecular function (GO): structural constituent of chitin-based larval cuticle
Source: RefSeq, a predicted model, not a curated record
UGGCCAUGGCGGCAGCGCAAGGCUACGGUGGUGGAGGCGGUAGCGGUGGCGGCGGCGGCGGCGGUGGGCGGUUCAUCCCCAUCGUGAAGGACGACCACACGCAGAACGCCUACGGCGAGAACACUUUCGAGUUCGAGGCCGCCAACGGCAUCGUCCGCUACGAGUCCGGAAAGGAAAACAACGGACACGUGCAGGAGGGAGGCUGGAGGUACCAGGCGCCGGAGGGCAUUCCUGUGGAAAUCACCUUCGUGGCCGACCAGGGUGGCUACCAGCCCCAGGGGGACCUCCUCCCCGUGGCCCCGCCUCUUCUCUACCAGAGGACGCAGUCCUUCGGAGGAGCAGCAGGAGGCGGAGGAGGAGGAGGAUAUGCGUGAAUCCGAGAAACCUACUUAGUGAUUUCUUUGCUCUUCAACCCCUUCACAGUCAUCCUGAGGAGCUGGUCUCGCUGAUUUUGUCGUUCAUUGCUAUUCACUAUGUUGUUUAUUAAUGCAUAUCAUAUUUCCCAAUUGAUUAAUUUAGCGAAAUAAAUUUUAUUUACA